This is a messenger RNA of Triticum turgidum subsp. durum (durum wheat), 2226 nucleotides long. The record is from the annotation of a GenBank genome assembly. NCBI's taxonomy places the organism in Eukaryota, Viridiplantae, Streptophyta, Magnoliopsida, Poales, Poaceae.
AUGUCAUCUCUGACAUUUCUUGGCUUAGCAAACAACUCGCUUGUUGGAAGGUUACCCUCCAAUAUUGGCUACACACUCCCGAAUAUUCAGGAUUUAAUCCUCUCAUCAAACAAGUUUGAUGGCCCUAUCCCAGCUUCUCUUCCCAAAGCUUACAACCUUCGUCAGCUUUACCUGUAUACUAACAGCCUAACUGGGUUUAUACCCUUCUUUGGGUCAUUGCCAAAUUUGGAGGAACUUGAUUUGUCAUACAACAAACUAGAAGCAGGAGACUGGGAAUUUGUCUCUUCACUCGCAAAUUGUACCAGGUUGACUAUGCUGAUGUUGGUUGGGAACAAUCUUCAAGGUGAAAUGCCAAGUUCAAUAGGCAAUCUUUCUGAUAGUCUGGAGUGGCUGUGGCUAAGGGAAAACCAAAUUUCUGGGCCUAUACCACCAGAGAUUGGCAAUCUUAAGAGCCUCCGCAGGUUGUACAUGGAUUACAAUCUUAUCACUGGAAAUAUACCAGCAACAAUUGGUAAUUUGCACAGCUUGGUCCAUCUAUCCUUUGCACAAAACAGACUGUCAGGGCAAAUCCCAGAUACUAUUGGUAAUCUGGUUCAGCUAAAUUCUUUGAAAUUGGAUGGGAACAACAUUAGCGGAAGGAUACCUGCAGAUAUAGGACAUUGUAAUCAACUCCAAAUACUCAACCUUGCUCACAACUCACUAGAUGGGAAUAUACCAAGUGAAAUCUUCAAAAUUUCUUCGCUUUCUGAAGAAUUGGACUUGUCACAUAAUUACCUAUCUGGGGGAGUGCCAGUGGAAGUUGGCAAUCUCAUUAAUGUGAACAAAAUUAGCAUAUCAGAUAACAGGUUGUCUGGCAACAUCCCAUCCACUCUUGGCCAGUGUGUGGUUCUGGAGUACUUGGAUAUUUCUCAUAACAAUUUGUUCGGAAAGAUUCCACAGUUCCUCACAUCCUUAAGUUCCCUGCAAAAUCUCAACUUAUCCUUCAACAAUUUUGAUGGAGCAGUUCCAGGAGGCGGUAUUUUUAACAAUACUGGUGCAGUGUCAGUUGAAGGAAAUCAUGAUUUGUGUACCAGCAUUCCAACAGGAGGUAUACCUCUUUGUUCAACACAAGUUGACAGAAAAGGGAAACAAAAUUCAUCGGCUCUAGUCCUACGGAUAGUAAUGCCAGCCGUUUCUGCUGUCCUAUUAAUUUUGUCAUGUAUUGCAACAAUUUACUGGAGGAAGAGGAUGCAGGAAAAUCCAGAUUUGAAAGAAUUCAGUGAGCACAUGAAGAAGAUAUCAUAUGAAGACAUUGUAAGGGCAACAGAUAGGUUUUCUCCAGCAAACCUAAUUGGAUCAGGAUCAUUUGGAGUGGUUUACAAGGGCAGUUUAAGGCUUCAGGAAGAUCAAGUUGCCAUCAAGAUUUUCAGCCUAAACAAUUAUGGAGCAAAUAGGAGCUUUAUUGCAGAGUGUGAAGCCCUGCGAAAUGUCCGUCACCGGAAUCUUGUAAAGAUCAUCACAUCAUGUUCUUCUGUGGAUUCUAAUGGGGCAGAUUUCAAGGCCCUAGUGUUCCAAUACAUGCCGAAAGGGAACCUAGAAAUGUGGCUGCAUCCGGGAGACCUUGAACAUGGUGAGAGACAUAUCCUGACUUUAAGCCGAAGGAUCAAUAUUGGCUUGGAUGUAGCCUUUGCUUUGGAUUAUCUUCAUAACCAGUGUGCAUCUCCACUAAUACACUGUGACCUAAAGCCAAGCAAUAUUCUUUUGGAUCUUGACAUGGUUGCCUAUGUCACCGACUUUGGCCUGGCAAGGUUUGUAUUCACAACAUCAAAUGUACAAGAAGGUGAUUCAACAAGUCUGGCCUGCCUAAAAGGAUCCAUCGGAUACAUCCCUCCAGAAUAUGGCAUGAGCGCAGAGAUAUCAACCAAGGGUGAUGUCUACAGUUUUGGAGUGCUUCUGUUACAGAUGAUAACAGGGCAAAGUCCAACUGACAAAAAUUUCAGUGAUGGUGCAAGUCUUCAUGAAUUUGUUUGUAGAGCAUUUCCAGAUAAUAUUUGUGACGUUAUUGAUCAAACAAUGCUAGAAGAUGACAGCAAUGCACAAGAAGUAAUAAAGAACUGUGUCAUUCCACUUGUUAGAAUAGGCCUCUCUUGCUCCAUGACAUCUCCCAAAGAGCGGCCGGACAUGGGCCAAGUUUCCACCGAGAUCCUUAGAAUCAAGCAUGUGGCCUCACGCAUGUAUGUCAGAUGA